Molecule: messenger RNA, 2236 nt
Organism: Gordionus sp. m RMFG-2023
Lineage: Eukaryota; Metazoa; Nematomorpha; Gordioida; Chordodea; Parachordodidae
Exons: 8
Coding region: 49-2121 (690 amino acids)
Source: RefSeq, a predicted model, not a curated record
UUAUUUUAUUCUAGGGUUUCUUCACAAUCUCGCAUCGCAUAUGGAUGGAUGACAAUGGAAAUUAAUGAGAUUCGAGUUAUUGUGUGCGAAGCUAAAAAUCUGAAAGGAAAGAAAAAAGAUCAAUGUCGGGCAUCUGUUAUAUUUGGAAUUGGAAAUGAUAAAUUUAGGACUUCAAUUAUCGAUGAGCCAUCUGGGAAUAUUGUUUGGAACGAAGAACAGACAAUAAAAGUUGUCAAUAAUAAUUCGCACUCUAGUAGAUCGAUGAAAUCCCAAUUAGAUGGUUCUUUAAAAGGAUACAAACCAUUGAUAUUUACGGUAAUGGACAAGACGCAUGUUAUCGGAAAAGUUUUUGUACCUUUAGCCAAAUUAACGCCCACUUUGAAAAGAUACACUUCUCAAAUACAAUUGGAAGAAAAAAUGUGGUCUUCCCUCGAAGGCAGUGAAAAAAUAUCUGAAGAUACACUGAACGCUCACAAAAAUGCGCCUUUGCUCAUAUAUGAAGCUCUGAUAACCAAAUAUCACAUCAACAGCACAAAAGCCAAAGAUUUAAAUCACUCACGUCACGUGGCUCUGAAUGAUACCAAACAACUUCCAAAGAACUUAAAUAACGAUCGAAUUGACAAGACCAAAUCUCUCAAGAGGUCGUCACCCAAUGAGAUGUUCCGAUAUAAUGAUAUAUCACUUAUGUCCCAUAAAGACGGGUCCGAUAUACCCCGGAUCUCUCAUUUUGAAAAUGACAUUAACACCGAUAACACAUCUUUAAAAGAGGAUAAUAAAGAUAAUCCCGAAAAGAAUCCAUUUAAUGUUCACAACGACGAUUCCAGCUUAGCCACUUUUUUAAAUCCCAACAAUGAUAAUCAAAAGAAAUCAAAUUCCUUAACGAGAGUUCUCGGGCAGUUAGGGUCAGUAGGAGGUCCCUUCGCUUCUAGAAGCCCUCACUCCUUUGGCGAUUUUAAAGUGGACAAGAAGAAAGAAUCUCACAGAAGAAAUUACUCCUCUUCUAAUGCAUCCACUUUUUCCGUUUCCUCGUCUUCCACCACAAAUAAAGAAAGCAAAUUAGCCGGCAUAUCGUCAGCUAUAGCCCAUUCUUCUUUUUCCAACGUCGUGAAAUCUUUCUUCACAACUGGAGAAGAUAGAGAUAAGGAUAUAGAACGUGAUACUUCUAUAAGCGGUAAUAUAAGUAAAUCCGGGUUGGAGGAUUUAAGUGAUCAUUACUUCGAUGCCACAAAAAUUAAUGGAAAUAUCAAGGACCUCCAGGAAUGUGAUAUUUCUAAAAAUCCUAUAAUAAGUGGCGUUUCUCCGAUGGAAGCUGCUAUAAAUGUGGAAACCAAAAUAAUUAUAAGGGGUCAGAAUUUGGGACUGUACAAAGAAGAUAUAUUAUCGGUUCAUGUAUGUAGUGUGGAAUGCUUACGCUCUUUGCAUUAUUUUGCCCCUUACAAAAUUUCCGUGUUACUUCAUCCUGACUCGACAUGUGUUGGAGUGGGGGAAAUUUUGAUGGUAACAAAAUCUGGUGGAACUAGCCGGUGUUUAGUAAAAUUUCGAAUAUAUGACCCGAAGAGCGCAGCUCAAAUAUCUGACGAAAACGUAAAUGCUGAAAAGAAUAUUUCCGGUUGUAAUAAGCUUGUAUCCAAAGAUCUUGAAAAUUCGCGCAACAAUUUAUCAGUGUGCGGUUAUGGUGGAUUAUACUACCUCGAUUUGAUGAAACAAAAUAUGACGUAUAACGAUACUAACCAACAGCCUACUACAUUUAGUUCCACCUUUACUCCAAUUAAUGCUGCACAUAACAAUGUCAACGAACAAAAUACAAGCAAAUUAGAAAAUAUCGGACCUCAAAAUAAUCCUUUCAACAACAUUAUUAAUUUUAUUCGGCAAGAAAAUAAAGAAUGUCAUUAUGUCCCAGCUAAAUCUAUUAAACCAACUACGCUUGAUUUGUAUUCAUUGGAAAAUUGUUCGCACGAUGGCUUAAUUGGCGAAAUAUAUAAUUUGAGGAAGCACAUUGAAGAUUUGACAAUGGAAAACAAAUUAAUGAGGUAUUACGUUGAUUCAUUAGUGCUAAGGGUAAUGGAGGUGUGUCCUGAACAUCUAGAAAAAUCUCGAUUCAAUCCAAAAAGACAACUUUAAAAUUUUGCAUUAGACAAAUCAAAGAGCUACCAAAUAUUAUCGUGCAAUUUUUUAAAUAUAGGAUUUAUAGUUAUAUUUUAAAGUCUUCCAUUUAAGACAUUUACUAAAAAUAAUA